Messenger RNA from Notodromas monacha, 1305 nucleotides. The record is from the annotation of a GenBank genome assembly. Lineage: Eukaryota; Metazoa; Arthropoda; Ostracoda; Podocopida; Cyprididae.
AUGGCUGCGCCCAAUAAGGUUUCCAGUGGGCUCCAGCUGGUUUUCGGAUGUGUUGGAGCUCGCGUCAAGCACUCCAUCCUCUACGAUGGAGCCGCCCGCGAGCAGCGUGCAUAUAAUUCAGGGGGAAAUGACAAUAAUAAUGACAGCAAUGCGGCGGACGCCAAUGUGGUCAUCACAGACUCAACAGGUGAUGCUGCCCAGGAAGGACUUCUGAAAUCGUUCUACGAUCUCGGCGAAUCCCUCGUUUUCGUAGAAAAUUUACAAGAAUUGGAUCCGAACAUGUUUCUUGGCCCAUUCCUUGACGUGAUUCGUUCCGAAGAUACUACUGGGCCAGUGACGGGAUUGGCGCUAUCGUCAGUCAACAAAUUUUUGUCGUAUGGCAUGAUCAAUCCAAAGAACGAAGCAUCGUCUUCUGCUGCCGUUCAACAUAUUGCGGACGCUGUUACGCACGCCAGAUUCGUUGGCACUGAUCCUGCAAAUGAUGAAGUCGUACUUAUGAAAAUUCUGCAAGUGUUGAGAACGCUGCUACUCGCAGAUGUUGGAUGCCUUUUAACAAACGAAAGCGUUUGUGAAAUCAUGCAAUCGUGCUUUCGUAUAUGCUUUGAAACGAGGCUUUCAGAGCUUCUGCGGAAAUCAGCAGAGCACACUCUAGUUGACCUUGUGCAGCUCUUGUUCGCGCGACUUCCUAGUAUGUCUGAAGAUAAUCGUGUUGGGGGCAAGCUGCUGAAUGUCGGAAGCGAACAUUUCAACACGAAGCCAGCAAAAGGCAUCCAGUUCCUGCAAGAGAAUGGACUGUUGUCGAAGCCGUUGGAUCCCAGUGAAGUCGCAGCAUUCCUCAGAGACAAUCCCCUGUUUGACAAACGGAUGAUCGGCGAAUAUGUAGCAAAUAAGAAGAAUUUGACGGAACUUUCGGCGUUUGUGAAAUCAUUUGAUUUCCGAGGACUGAGAGUCGACGAAGCUUUGCGUUUGUACUUGGAAGCGUUCCGUUUGCCGGGUGAAGCACCCAACGAAGAAAUCGUCAUGCCUGCUGAGCAUUCGGGAAUUUUGCGGGAAAAUUACGAAUGGAAGGUGCUGCUUCGUCGUGGGGAAACAUCAGAGGGCACGUACACGCAUGCGAUGGCCGGUGUGUUUGACCACGACUUGUUCUCGCUAGUUUGGGGCCCAGUAGUGGCUGCACUGAGCUACGCCUUUCACCGAUCCGUGCAACCCCAGCUGGUGAAGAAGGCAGUGCGGGGAUUUCGGAAAUGUGCCAUGAUUGCGGGCCACUAUGGAAUGAGUGACGUGUUCGACAACUUGAAAGGCUGA